Molecule: messenger RNA, 1341 nt
Organism: Penicillium samsonianum
Lineage: Eukaryota; Fungi; Ascomycota; Eurotiomycetes; Eurotiales; Aspergillaceae
Exons: 2
Coding region: 1-1341 (446 amino acids)
Source: RefSeq, a predicted model, not a curated record
AUGCUUCCCUACAUCAUCCGGCCUAGGCAUAUUAAGCCGAACACCAAGCCGACAACCUUGGAAGAGCUACCCCAUCCUGAAUAUUCCAAUACCUACACCUCUCUUAUCCCCAAUCCCCAAUCCCAAAACCCAACCCAAAGCCAUGACCAACCAAGAGAACAUGCGGGGCAAUCCCAACUCCAACACCAACCAAACCCAAACCUCCAACACUCCAGCCCCAGCCCCAGCCCCAGCCCCAUCACCCUCAACCUCAAACAUCAACCCCUCCAACCAACCCCCUCCCAACCCCGCGCACCCCGCGCCCCCUCGCUAGCAACCCGCAUCCAAACCUCCGCAACAGGCCUAGCAAAAAGGCGCAUUCCAACCGAGCUCCGACCUCGCCAACACCCUAGCAUCAAGCACGAGCAGCAAACAAGCCGGGAUAUCUCCGCACAAACACCGCAGCAUGGAGCCCCCGGUUCCGGUUCCGGAUCUGCAUCUGCAGCGCAAGCCUUCCGGGAACACGAUGCAUAUACAUCGACACCGGGUGGAUUCGCUCUACCCGCCUUGACGGAAGACGAGUUCCAGGGAAAUGUAUACGGGUAUGAUGGGAUAGGACUGGCAAAUGAGAGAGAGACGGAUCUGCUACGCACAAACACCACAACAACUACAGACACAACUACAAACCAACCCCACGAAGACCUCCAAACCCCCUCCUCAACCUGGAAAGGCAAAGCCCGCGCCCACGACCCAACCCAACACCAAUUCGAAACCGUCUGGCAGCGCCAAUGGCACGACCAACUCAACCCGCAGACAACAUCUACCCCAGCCACAGACGGUGCAGCCGUCGUCUCCCUGCUAUCCGAUGCAAACUUCGACCCGAAUUUCGAGGAUCCGACGACUGUACCGGAUACCGAGAUUGAUUUCGCCGCUGCGCCGGCCCCGCUUUCUGCAGCCGAGAGGGAGACGCUUGAUUCUUUCCGGAAGGGGUUGGGGUUAGAUGAGGAGAGAAGCGAGGAGAGGGGACGGUUAACGGGGGCGAGUCUUGUUCCUGAUAUUGAUGUCUUUUUGAGUCAGGGUGUUGGGAGUGGGAUUGGGAUUGGGGAGGGGAAUGCUACGGUUACGGGUUCUAGUUCUACUUCCCUCCGCGAUGCUGUUCUAGCGAACCUUCCUGGUGCGGGUGAUUGGGUUGGUGUGCAGGAGAGGUAUCAUGAUGAGGUUUGGGGGUUUUUGCAGCCUGUGCUUGAGGAUGCGAGAGCUGAGAUUGAGGAGAAGGGGGUUGGGGAGGAGGGUUUGGGGGCUGGGGAGGAUGGGCCUGCUGUGAGGAGGUUGAAGAUGAUUUUGAUGCAUAUGAAGGGGUGA